ACUGCUGGAGGCCAGUAGCCUCCUGAUUGACUAACUGGCUGCCUGAAAAAGAUGCAGAAAAGACAAGGGUACUGCAGCUAUUGCCGUGUGCGGUACCCUAGCCUGGAACAGCACUUGUUUAGUGCUCAGCACAGAAGCCUGACCAGACAGUGCAGACGCCGGACAAUUACCAAUAACACCCUGAUGGAACGCUUUUUGCAGGAUGUCCUACGACACCACCCAUACAAUUAUCAAGACAGUAGACCUGCACCAAAUGAGGCAGCAGCAGCAGCAGCAGCAACAGCAGCAGCAGCAGCAACAGCAGCAGCAGCAGCAGCAGCAGCAGAUCCUGGAUCACCUGAAGUGGUGAUUUUGGAUGACUCUGAUGAUGAUAUCAGUGCAGAGAGGAACUCCGAGGAUUCAGCAUCUGUCGAAGAGAUAGAUUGUAGACCUGGUACUUCUCAGGAACGCCCAGAGGCUGCUGUUAGACCAUCAGUUAUUCAAAAACUGGAACGGGGACAGCAGCAGUCCUUGGAAUUGGCUCAUAAAGUUGAGAGUGGUGUGAAAAAAGUUAAUUCAGUCGGUGUUGUUCAGGCUACAACUAGUGGAAAAAAGUUAGUGCGUCCCCCUGUGAUUUGUAAUGCUCCUGCCAGCUCUUUGCCUAGCGGCUCUUUCGAGAGACCAGUUGCGGCUAACAGUGUUCCUCGGUUAGUACUGGCAGUUGCUUCAGAUUCCUUUCCAGCUUGUGACACAGAGAAUCUUGAAAAAUACUUUGAUUCCCCAGAUCAGGGCCCUAGCAACCCAUCAUCUCACCCCAAAACUAAAGACCCAAAAAAGAAACUAAGUAUAAAUUUAGACAAAUUGCUUGCACAGAGAAAUCUCAGAGCUAAGGGUGCGUCUUUUUCCCCUGUCGUACGAGUCCGUGAGCUAACAGGUCCUGAGCUUUGUUCUGUAAGAGCUGAGUCUUCUUCUGAGUUAGAGGCAGGUACAGCAGGAAACCCAAAUGAGACUGACACACCACCAGAACAAGCACGCGAAGGUGCCAUUCCAAAGCGUCGUGAGGCAUUUCGUUCAAAUAUAGUUCAUCCCCAAGAAGAAACACAUUUGGUUCUUAACAAGUCAACACUUCUGAAGCAGAAGCGCUCAGUGAGUUCUGAAGAGAGGUUUGAUCAUAGGUCUCUUCAGGCAGUACCUGGUCCUUCCCAAGCUGCUGUACAUGACUUAAGUCUUUUGGAGGAGGAAGAAGAGGAGGAACAGGAAGAAGAGGAGGAACAGGAAGAAGAGGAGGAGCAGGAAGAGGAGGAGGAGGGAGUUGACCAAGAAGAUGUGAGCUAUGAAUCUAGAGGAUCUGACAUGAGUUUUGAUUGUGGGUCCUCUUGUCAGUCACUGAGUGCCCUAUCUGAACCGACCACCAGAGAAAUAGAUGUAUCAGAAGAAACACAUGCUGAUGCACAGCCUAGGAACGAAACACCCACUGUUUCUGGAGCAACUUCAGAUAAUGGUAGCAGUUCUCGUCAGGUGGCUACCACCCAUUCUCAAGUGAUUACACAGAACAUACAGCUCAUUAGUCUGGUUGAUGAAAGCUAUGAGUCUAGUGGCUCUGAAGUGAAUUUUGAUGGUGAUGACUCACUUCCAUCAACUAGUCACCGUCCCUCACAGCCUGUGGAAGUAGUAGUGCCCCUUCGUUUGGUUGAUAGGAGCUAUGGAAGUGGCAGCUCUGAACCAUGUGAGGAUUCUGGGUCCUCAGCUGAUGAGACUCCAGCAGCAGCAGGACAGCAAAAUCCUGUGAACAAUGCCCAUGCAAACCUGGUUGAUGAGAACUACGGGUCAAGUAGUUUCAGUUCUGACAGUGAUGCAGCUCUGGACCGUCCCCAUAUGCCUGUUCAAGAAAGAAGCCCGAGAGACAGAGCCGUCGAGCAGGAAAAUGAAGACCAACCAAGUAGUGCUGAAGCACGUCCUGACCGUGAUGGUUCUCUUGUGACAGUGGCUGAUGAAGCCCAGAGAGAGGCAGAAGAAAUAAAUCUUCCAAACCAGAAGAAUACCAGCCUUGGGGAUACGAACUGUGAGUCUCAUGGUCCUGACGUGGGUUUUCAUGCUGAUGCUCAAUUAGAGGCUGAUCAAUCUCCAGUAAAUCCUGAGGAAGUAGAUCUUGACCUAGAAAAUCAGAGUGUUCACUCUGGCAUUUCUAAUCUAAGUUUUGAUUCCCGUGCUUCUUAUCAGUCAGCUAAUGAUCAACCUCAAGGGGCUUGGGGUGAAGUAAAUCUUGAUGAGUUAAAUGUCGACAUGGAAGUUAAGAGCAGUGGGUGCUCCAGUUCUGAGUUGACAUUUGAUUCCGAUUCCCCUCUUCUGUCAGUUACUGAGCGGUCUCUGCUGGAUUUUGAAGGAAUAAACGAAGAUGACUUUAACCUGGAAGAUGAAAGCUGUGUGUCAAGUAGUUCUGACAUAACUUUUGAUUCUGAUAUUCCCAAUGACUCAGUAGCUGACCAACCUCAAGUAGCUGUUUAUGAGGAGGAACCUGUUGGUCUGGAAAAUAAGAGUAAUGAAUCUUGUGUUUCUGGAAUAACAUUUGAUUCUGAUAUUCCUCUUCAUUCAGGAAAUGAUCACCCUGAAGUAGCUGUUAAAGAAGUAAUCAUUCAGGAAGAAGAAAACGUUCACUUAAAAGGGAAGAAUGACAAUCCCAGUGGUUCUGAAAUUUGUUUGGAUUCUAAUGCCCCUCUUCAUUCAGUGACUAAUUCUGAUGUAGCUGUUAAAAAGAUAAAUCCCCCCAAAGAAGAGCAGGUACAUAUAGAACAAAUUGAACAAAAGGAAAGUGAACCUACUGAUUCUGAAUUACAUUUGGAUUCUAACUCUUUUAAUUCAAAGCCCGGAUGUUCUGAAGAUCCCAUUAUAUUACGUGUUUCUGAAACAAGAUUGGAUUCUCCUGUCCCCUUUCAGUCAGUUAUUCGCAGGUGUGAAGUAGUUGUCAAAAAUGUAUGUCUUCAAAAAGAAAAGCAUGCUGAAUUAACAAGUAAAAGCAUAGAAUCUCGUUCUGAAAUAAGUUCAGCUUCUACUGCUGCUCCUCCAGUGACGGAACCUUAUGUAGGUAAGAAAGCAAAGAGAAAGACAAAGCAUCUUGAGGAAGUCAACAGUGAUGACGAAUAUGGUGGCUGUCCACCAACUUUCAAUUCUGACGUUUUUCCUUGGUCAAUGACUGAAAAACCUCAACCAGUUGCUUUGAAAGAGGGCUAUGCUGACCCAAAAGAUGAAAGGACUGAGCUUAGAGGAAUGGAAGAAAAUCUGAAUACUGCUGGUUGUCUUGAUUCAGUCAUUAGUCAGCCUCAGUUAGCCUUGAAGGAAAACUGUGUCGAACUCACAGACACAGAUGGCAAACCCAGUGAUUCUAAAGCAAGUGUUGAUUCUACUGGUCAUUUUCAUUCACUGCCUAAACAAGAGUUUGAUGUGGUUACAGAAAUGAACGAGUGGAAAAAAGAGGCAAAGGUUCUUGAAAAGAAGAUCAGUGAGCUGAUUUAUUCAAAAAUAAUACAUGACUCUAAUGUUUCUUUUCGUUCUGCAAUGGAUCAACUUGAACUAGCUCUUAAACAAAUAACUCUUGAUGGUGAUGAUCAAGUGCCCUUGGAAGAUAACAGCCAAGAUGCGUGUUCUGAAACAAAUUUGGAUUCCAAUGUCUCAGCCCAGGCAGUAGUUGAACCACCUGAAGUAACUGUUUUGGAGCCUGAACAUGUUGAUCUGGAACGUAGGAAUAACGUGUCUUGUGAUUCUCAAGUAAGCGUUGAUUCUAAUGACUCUGUCCAGUUAGAGGCUGAUCAGAAUAGUGAAAGGGGUGAAAACAGAAGUCAGAAGAAUACAGAUGACAUGGAAGGUAAGAGGGAGGACGCACAGGGUUUUGGAAUUACAUGUGAUUCCAAUGUCCGCCAGCCAUUGGCUGGCCAAAUUGAAGUAGUUCAGGAGACUGACCAUUGGAAAGAUCAUGUUGAUUUGGAAGAUAAGAUUGUUGAAUCUAGUGACUCAAAAAUAAACUUUCAUUCUGAUGAACCACUUCAGGCUGUGACUAAUGCAACACAAGAGCCCGUUCAAGAAAUAAAUUUACUGAGGGGACAUGCUAGUCUGGAUGGUAAUGGCUGUGAGUCCUAUGGCUCUGGAAUAGUUCCUGUUUCGAAUGUCAUUUUUUGCUCAGUGAUUCAGAAACCACAACGUUUGCAAAAAGGGCAUGCCAGUUCGAAAGUAAAGAGCAGCAAUCCUUGUGGUCCUGAAGUGAGUGUUGAUUCCCGUGACGGUCCAGAAAUGAGUUUUGAUUCCAAUGAUCCUUGUCAAUCAGCAGCAGGCCAUCUUCAAAAACCUGUCAAGGAAAUAAACCUGAAGGAAGACCAUAUUUACCUAGAAGAUAAGAGCUACAAGCUAGUUGACUUUGAACCAACUUAUGAUUCUGAUGACCCUGUUCAGUUUGUGACAGAUCCAUCUGUGGAGGCUGUAUCUAUCAAAGAAGUAAACUUGCAAAAGGAGAAUCAUGAUGACCUAGAAAAUGAGAACUUCCAGCCAUGUUGUUCUGAAGUAGCAUAUAAUUCUGGUGUUCAUCUGCAGUCGGAAGUUGAGCCACCUCAAGUGGCUUGCAAGGAAGCAGACCUUGACAAAAGAGAGCUUGACGUAGAGGACAAGUGCAGUGUAUCGUGUGAGCCUGAAGUGGUGUAUGAUUCUGAUGUUUCUUUUCAGAUAGUAGUUAACCAGGUUCAGACAUCGGAUGGAGAAGCAGAUUCACCACAGGUGGUGUUUGUGGAUGUCGUGUCUAGUGAUAGUGAUUGUGACCGGGAAGUAAUUUCUGAUUCAAAUAUCCCUCUUCAGCCUGAAACCAUGCCACCUCAAAUGACUAUCAAAGAAACUAGUGAUGUAAACACAGAUUCUCUUGGUUCUGCAGCAAACGAAAAGUACUACUGUAAAUUCUGUGGUUGUGAUUAUGAAGCCUCUCAGUCAGUGACAAACCAAUCCAAGGAAAGUUUCAAAAUAAUAAACAGGAAGAAUGACUACAUUAUCCUAGGAGAUUCCACUUGUCCAUCUUGUGGUCAUGAACUCAAUUUCAAUGUUGAUCCCUCUGAUCAGCCCACUACCUGCCAGUUACAAGAGCCUGAUGCUAAUGUUAUUGACCCAGAAAAAAAGAACUAUGAAUCUAAGAGUUCUAAAAGAAAAUAUGAUUGGGAAGAUACUGCUCAGCCAAUGACUCGCCAACUACAGAAAACUGGAGAAGCCAUCAGUCUUCGGAAAGAUCCAAAACAUAGAUCCAAAAAAGAUCGGCCCUGGGGGUCCAGUAAUUUUACAGUUGACCGUGCUGCCUAUGCUGUGUCAGUGAUCCGCCAAACAGCUAUGAAGCGCAGCUUUUUGAAGAGGGCACAUACAGUUCUAAAAACCGCAAGUCCUAACUCCUAUGGAUCUGAGCUAAAUUUUCAAUAUGAUGCCUCACUUCAGUCUGACCCUGACCAACCUCAACCUAAGAGACCAGCCUCUCGUAAGAAAGUGACUUUUGACUUGAGAGUAACUAAGUAUGAGUAUCUACCAGACCCAGAAUACUCAGAAGGAGAAGAGGUUGCAGAGGGUGAUCCUAAGGAAUUAGUUCAUGAAGCCUCACCUCAGGUUCAGGGUUCUCCAUCAUCUGUUAGAAAAACAUGUUCUCAGGGGAGAGGAGGUGAUGUGAAAAUACACAUGCAGGGAUGUCAAAGUCGUUUCUACAGUUACUAUGAUGGUGGCUCUGAGAACAAGAAAAUUGUUUUGAGGGAAGAAGAAAAGCCUACCUGCUCUGACCUUAAUCAGAACACCAAAUCAAUUCAAUGUGUUGGAGGUAAAGUUGGAGACACUGGUGACUUUUCAGUAGCCUUAGGAAAACCAUCUUGUUCCCCACCAGAGGGGCAUCAGCAACCUGGGCAGGGGACUUCUCAGAACCAGGUAGGAGGAGUAAGAGGUGGAACUCAAGCAAGUUCUGGGAAGAAGAGGAAAAUUACAGCACAACAAGGUGACUCACCAAAAAGGAAGUAUUUCCGCCAUGAUCGCCAGAAAAAAAAAAAAGCCCAAACGGGGACAACUGAGUUACCUGAACCACAAACCAAAGUUUUAGAACCUGUGCAGCCUGAUUCCUUGGUCUACAUUUUUUCCUCUCUAAGCAUGAAGGAAGAUCAGUCUUUGAACCCACCUAAGAAAAAGCCUGGCAGUGACAGGGACUUACGAGGCGCAUACAGCUGUAAAAAGCACACCUCUUCUGGCCCUCGAAGGAAGAGAACUGUCGUUAAUCCUCCACAGAAUCUAAGAGUACCAGACGUUGGCAGAUGUGAGGUAGUUGGCCUUGAUCUUAAUAGGCGUGACCCAAGGUCCAAUGCAGGAGAAAAUGGUGCCAACAGACAAAACCUGGCUUCAACAUCUUUUAUGACAACGCCAAAAAGAUCUGUGUUAAGAUUCCACAGGACCAGUCAAUCGUCAUUUCUAAAAAAAUCAGAAGAUGUGGGUGCUACUCAAGUUCCAAAGGAUAAUUUCCAGCAGACUCUUGUAAAUCGUGAUGGUGCCAAAAAAUUUCGCAGAUCAGUUAGAAAGGAAGUUUUUGAAAAUAAAAAUCAAAGGAAAUUUUGGAAAAAGAAGAUGGUGGCUGCAAACAAAUCAUGCCUCAUCAAAAAUGCUUAUGAAACAGCGGUUCUCCAGAAAAAAUCAAGACUAGCUUCAGAAAAGUUGGCUCUUUGGAUUCAGCUGAAAGCGACUGACAUCACCAGGAAGUAUGUCUCUAAAUGCCAUGAUGUCGUGCGCAGGAGGCAUCAAUCAAAGACCGUUCUUAUAAGAAUGCAACUGAGGAAGAAGAAAAUAGUUGCUAGGAAGAUAAAGGAAGCCAAGAGAGCAGCUGAAGCGCUCAGGCUCGAGAGUCGCACAGUUCUCCCAGCGGUUCUCCCAGCGGUUCUCCCAGCGGUUCUCCCAGCGGUUCUCCCAGCGGUUCUCCCAGCCGGUGCUGAAAAGCAGCAGUUAAGCACACCUGCAGUGCCUGCAGAGCUGCCUGCCCUGCCUGCCCAUCUUUCCGAUGCUGGAGGAGUAAAGCGCUACCGGAAAACUUACUACCGCAAAAGGAAGAGACUCCUUCCUGUGAGAGAAUAUGACCUCAGAAGCUUGAGUUCCACACCAAAUACAGACCGGAUGGUGACGCGGCUUGCAAGCAAGUCGAAAAGUAAUGAGGCAAAAUAAAAGUACUUGUUGUAGCAGACGGAGACAUCAGUCCUUCACUUGGAUGAAACACAUUUGAGACUUGAAUGCACAUACUUUUCUCAGCUUUGGUGGGGAAACUGACCUUACACUAUUUUGCUACAGAUAUUAUUUUUCAGAGAUUUUAUAUUCAUUUAAAAUUAGUGUUUAGGGUCCUUUUUUUUUUCUUUUAAAGAUUUAAAAGCAAACUUUGUCCCAUUUCUGUAAAAGAGCUUCAUCUUAAUUUGUCUUAUAAUUUAGCAUACUAUAUAGAAUUUUGUCCCUUAAAUCAUGUCCUCUGAAACUCUUUUGUGCCAAAAAGUUAUAACACUGGGAGAAUGAACUUAAUAAGCUUAUUAAUACCAUUUUUUAAACAAUUGGGACAGAUACCUAUUUACUUAGUUACCACACUUCCGAGUUGAAUAGCCAGUAAGUAUUCUAACUGGAUAAAUAAAAAGAGAGACAUUGUGCUGUCUUGGUUUCAAAUAUCUCAGUUUUGUGAUCAAAUAUCACAAAAAUACAAUUUCUUAUUCUUUUAAAGGCAUUCCAUAAAAUAAUAUUUAAUCUAAUUUUCUGAAAGCACCUGGUGAAAGACAAAUUCUUUUUCCUUUAAAUUGGAUCUGCAAGUCUGUAGCACUCCUCAUGUGGAUACAUACCCACAAAUCUUUUUGUUAAUAUUAAAUCUUACGUGGAAAAGAUUUUGCAAAUGUGGUAAAGCUUUUAAGCUACUUUUUCUCCCUUUACUACUAAUCUAAAAUGAAAUCCAGGUAAUUUUAUCAUCUUAUUAAUAUUUUAGAUAACAUUUUAAAAUGUUGAGUUGAAAUUAUUGGUUUGAUAUUAGCAUGUGGUCUGGCCACUAAUUGUCAUUAGUGAAAAACUUUACAUUUCGGAAAAAUUAGGUUCAACUAAUAACCUAACUAAAGACCCACUUUACAAGUGAAAAACAGUUUAUACAUCACUUUAUCUUAAACUAUCUAAUUAUCUUAAACUAGCUAGAUAGUUCAAGGUUAAACCAAUGUGACAUUUUAUCUUAAACUACCUAAUUGAGUUUAACAGUUGAGAUAAAGAUGCUUGGAUACACAGUGUGAACCUCUGUGGUACUUGAGUAUAUUCCUUUAAGGGUCAUUGACUGAGUUGGUGCAGACGCAUCCCCUUUUCUUGUUCAGUCAAGACCUGGAUCUUUUUCUGUCAUUGAUGUUAUGAGGAAACACAAAGUUUCCCUUUAUUGUGUAACUACUAUAUUUUAUUGAAACUAGAGUCAGUGUUAAGAUGUGUCUUGAUUUCAGAGAUUAAACUGUGUUACCUUAGAAUUAAUGAAAUACCAUGUGGUUUUGUUUCAGGGGCCAUUACUUAACCUGUGAGUCGUUAAUGGUGAUAACUAUUGUCAUCUCUGUACUUCUAAAUAUAAGUGGUAAUUAUAUUGCAGAGUGGACAAAUGUGCUUUUUAGUUGGCAAGUAUCGUGUUUAAGUUUUUCAACCUUGCCUCUUUAUAUUACAAGCAUUUUAAUUUCUUUAAAAAAUUCUCAAUGGGCUUCUAGUUUUUUUUUUAAAAACUCAUAUUUUAAUUAAGGAAGAAAACUUUCCCUUACACUGAUUAUGAAGUAAACAUGAAAAAGUAUUCUUUGCAGGUAUCAAUGUCUUCUGCAGUUCCCAGACACCAUUAAUAAACACUCUUAUAAUGUAGGUUAAAAGUGAGAGUUUAUACCUAAAACCUGCCAGAUUUUAUCUAUUGUAAUCAUGUCCUGAAAUGAAGAUGAUUUCUAUAAUUCAAAAUGAUCAAAAUUUAAAGUUAAAAAAUUUGCAAUUUGGAAACUUGUCUAAGGACUUUUUAAAGGGAGAGCUAGGAAAAAAUUAAUAAGUAAAAUUCACAUCACCAAAAAUAUAAAAAUGUCUGGUACAGAAAUAAUGGUUUUGUUUAGCAUUUUGCAAAUAUUUACUAACUUCUUGUAAGAAUUAUUAUUUUAGACAAGAUUGGAGACUUAAAAUUGUAAAACUUGCAUUAAAUUAGAAGUGAAUUAUUUCAGAAUUUGAUAGAGUAUAAGAUGUGCCCCUUUGUCUACAUAAAUGUUGAAUUAAUUUUCAGGCUAGGUUGAAACAAUUGGUUAUUUUGUGUAGUCAAGAGUGCAUUCUUUUAAUAGUAAUACAUCAAAUUACAACCAUAUCAUUUCAUUAAUCUUGUCCCUUUUAGCAUCUUAAAUAGAUAUUUAUUGUAAUUGUCCUGGUGUAUACAGUGUGUGGACAAUAUUGUGAAGAGUGGCUUUUUUUUUUUGGUUGUGCAUUUUAAAUUAUUUAUGUAACUAGGGCUCUGAGUAACACUUUUUUUUUUGCUUAAAGAAAAGCUAUAUUUAAAUAUUCAAAUAAUUAUAUAUUUCCAUGUAAAAGUAAUGUGAAGACCGAUGUAUUUUUUAUAAUGCAGUUUAAAGUGUAAACUUGUUUUGAUGUUAUCAAGAUAAAUUUAUUAAAUAUUGAAAUUUGUGUGUACUCUCUCCUAAUGUUAGAACCUUUUUCUGGAAAUACUUAAAAAGAAUCAGAGAGUAAUCAAGGCUGAAGUAACUCUGUAAAAGGCCUGACCUGAGAGAUGAUAAAUAAGAGAAUGCAAAUGUUGAUGCUGGCGAGAAAAUAGUUUAACCAAAGAUACCUAGGUUGUACUCAAAUCAGUAAUUAUUUCAAAAGAUUAAACAACCACUAAUUUGCCUGGUGGAGCAAUGGGGCAGCUGUUUGACUGGCACACCUGCACUGAGAGGAUUGAGUUCAGGAGGCAGGAUCCAUACCAUCUGACGCCCUCUGGGAAAUGAACAAUCCCAAGCCUUCCAUCUACCUCCCUGUCUUCUAGUGCCACAGCAUCUGAUGGUGACGACAGGAUGACAUGGAAGAGUACCUGAGAGAACAGUGACAUAGGUGCUUCUGACCCUAGAAUGACUGACUUAGAACCCUUGUUGGUCAGGGAUGUUAGAGUGAGAAUUAUCUUACUAUUUACAAUGAGAAGUUACUACUUUUUAGAAAAGGACCUUUAUGUUUAGAAACAUGGAAUUUUAGAAUUAUACACCAAAAUGCCAACUCAAGUAAAUUCAAAGUGAGGUGACAUAGCAUUUUUUCAUCUCUUACUCAAAUGUACUCAAAUAUUGAGGGAAAAUUAUUUAAACAUUUCCCUUUCUUCUACUUCAUAUAUGUAAAGUUCUAAGUAUUUUAGGCAAUGGGCUUAAGUUUUCAAAAUUAUUUGCUUUGAAUAAGGAUUGAAUUCAGGCUAAAGUACAGUUUGUUGCUGGAUCUUUAUAUUCUAGGUUUAUUUAUUUUAAUGACUUUUAAACCUGGAAAGCAGUUUACUUCCCAGAUUUUUUAUUCCCAGAUUUAGUGUAUGUACAUAUGGAGGCCGUCUUGAGUGCAUCGCAGCGUCCCAAACUUUAAGUGAAUCAUGUCCCUUGGUCUUUGUACUCGGGAGCCUUGUUGUUUGGAUGCUAUAGUGAUCACUAGGAAGGGAGAAAAUGGAGGCAUAGAGUAGUUAAUCCCCCCACCCCCAUCCCAGUUAUAGGCCAUCCUCUAGUUUGUCAUAGUCAUCUUCUCUGUUUACUUCAUAUAAGCAGUACCUUUGUUAGUCAUUUUUUUCUGUUUGUUUUUCUUUUUCUGUUUUCUUUUUGCCUUGUUUCAUUUAUCGUGAUUAGUUUUUUUGUUGUUUGGUUGAUUUUGAGAGUCUCCUUUGUUAUGUGUUAUAGCAUGCUGAGCAUUUUGGGUUUUUAAAUUACUUUUUAGCAUUUAGUUUUAAACAUACUUAAAUUUAAUUUUUUUAUAUUUGUGCCUCUGAGAGUUGAAUCCAGAGCCUUGUGCUUGUGAAUCAAGUGCUCUGCUGCAUUGUACCUCCAGCUCUCAGUCUUCAGUGACACCAGUACCAGAGCCUUUCUCUCCAGACAGCAGAUAGGAAAGCCAGCAGCUGGGAGGCUAGCUUUGUUCCCUUCAGGGCUCUUAUUUAUUAUCUGAUUCUUCGUCAGAUCCAAGACUAGACAGCAGAGUUGCCUUUUGGAGUGUUCCUGUAGUUCACUUGAGUGUUGCAUGCUCUUGUGACCUUUGACUCCCCUUUCCCUGCCCAUCAUGCCACUCUUCCCUGUGCUCAGUCAGUUCUCAUUUUCACCAUCAACACAUCACCUCAUGCUCUCAAUCCUUUCACGAUGGAGUGCUUGCAGGUAACUGAUAUUUGAGAAUGAGAACCAACAAAUUGCUGGUUUUAAAUCUAGUUGUGCCACAGCCAGGAAGUAUGUUGGCAGCCUCUUGGUUAGGUUGUUCUCCUGCAUAUUUAAAUACUUACUGUCAAAAUCAGGACGUUGGCAUUGACCUCGUCUCUCUACUCUGCAGACCUUAGUCAAAUUUUGAAAAUUAUCCCCAAAUCCCCUUUGCAGGUCUGGGAUUUGACCCACAAUUAUGGACUUCAUGGAUACUUUGUUAGUUUCCUCAGUGUGGAGCAGUUUCUCGCCUGUCUGUACCUGGUAGCAUGGCAUUUUGAAGGUACUGGUUUAUUUGUAGAAUAUCCUUGAGUUUGAGCUUGUCUGGUGUUUCUUUGUAAUCUAUGCAUUUUUGGAAUUCUGUGUUUUCAGUGUGUAUUAACAGAAGCCAUGUGAUGUCAGUUUGAAUAAAUGUGGUGAUAAAAUAUUA
Messenger RNA from Rattus rattus (black rat), 11817 nucleotides. It is a transcript of the gene Zdbf2, whose product is annotated as zinc finger DBF-type containing 2. Lineage: Eukaryota; Metazoa; Chordata; Mammalia; Rodentia; Muridae. Gene Ontology annotation, molecular function: nucleic acid binding; zinc ion binding. The record is from RefSeq and is a predicted model, not a curated record. Gene Ontology annotation, biological process: epigenetic programming of gene expression; genomic imprinting.